This is a messenger RNA of Lathyrus sativus (Indian pea), 3225 nucleotides long. The record is from the annotation of a GenBank genome assembly. NCBI's taxonomy places the organism in Eukaryota, Viridiplantae, Streptophyta, Magnoliopsida, Fabales, Fabaceae.
AUGGCUUGUAGUACCCUCGAAAGUGGCUCUUCAACUAGAAAGACAUGGAAAUAUGACGUGUUUGUGAGCUUCAGAGGAGAAGACACCCGCAACAACUUCACCGAUCACCUCUUUGGUGCUCUUCAUAAAAAAGGUAUCAUUACCUUCAGGGAUGAUGCAAAGCUCAAGAAAGGGGAAUAUAUUUCAUCUGAGCUUCUACAAGCCAUUGAAGGAUCCCAAAUUUUGAUUGUUGUUUUCUCAACAAACUAUGCUUCUUCCACAUGGUGCUUGCAAGAACUCGCCAAAAUUGCCGAUUGCAUUCAUGUAUCAGGACAAACUGUUCUACCUAUUUUCUAUGAUGUCACUCCAUCUGAGGUACGAAAGCAAAGCGGAGUUUUUGAAAAGUCUUUUCAAGAGCUUGAAGAAAGAUUCAAAGCAAAUUUAGAGGAAGUGCAAAGAUGGAGGAGAGCACUAACACAUGUUGCGAACCUCUCUGGAUGGGAUGUAAAGGAUAAGUCACAAUACACAGAGAUUGGGAAAAUUAUUAAAGAGGUAACAUGCUUAUUGGGAAACAAAUAUUCAAAUUCACCUAGUGAUAUAGUUGGGGUGCACUCACGAGUGGAAGAAUUAGAAAACCUUUUGACUACGGACUCAGAUGAUGAUGAUGUUCGAGUUUUAGGGAUUUGGGGAAUGGGUGGAAUAGGGAAGACAACUCUUGCUACUGCUUUGUAUGCUAAAAUCUCUAAUCAAUUUGAUGCUUGCUGCUUUAUUGAUGAUGUAAGUAAAGUUUAUGGAGAUCACGGCCCAAUUGGAGUACAAAAGCAACUUCUUUGUCAAACUCUAAAUGAAGAAAAUCUUCAGAUAUGCAAUCUACCUAUGGCAUCUAAUUUGAUUCGAACUAGGCUAUGUCGAAUAAAAUCCCUUGUUGUUCUUGAUAAUGUGGAUGAAGGUGAACAACUGGAUAAAUUGGACAUGAAAAAAGAAUUGUUAGGCACAGGGAGUAGAAUAAUCAUAAUUUCUAGAAAUGAGCACAUCUUAAGAGAGCAUGGAGUAGAUGAAGUAUACAGAGUUCGACUCUUGGAUCGUAAAUGUGCCCUUCAAUUGUUUUGUAGGAAAGCUUUCAAAAGUGAUGAUAUCAUGAGCGGUUACAUAUACUUGACAUAUGAUGUACUAAAAUAUGCACGUGGCCUUCCACUAGCAAUUAAAGUGUUGGGCUCAUUUCUGUAUGGUCGAGAUGUCACUGAGUGGACAAGUGCAUUGUCAAGAUUAAGAGAGAACCCAAGGACAGAUAUUAUGAAUGUACUCCGAAUUAGUUUUGAUGGACUAGAGGAUACCGAAAAAGAUAUAUUUCUUGAUAUUGCUUGUUUCUUUCAGGAUUGCGAUGAUGUAUACGUUAAGGAAAUUUUAGAUAUUCGUGGAUUUCAUCCUGAAAUUGGUUUAAGAGCUCUCGUUGAUAAAUCAUUCAUAACCUGUGAGAACCAGAUAAUUUGUAUGCAUGCUUUGUUCAGAGAACUGGGAAAGAGUAUCGUUAGAGAAAUAUCACCCAAAGAACCAAGAAAGUGGAACAGGUUGUGGGACUACAAGGAUGUCCACAAUGUUAUCUCAAAAAACAUGGCAACAGAAAACCUUGAAGCCAUAGUUAUGCGGUGUGAUCCAGAAAAUGAUGAAGAAAUACAAAAGAUAACAUUGAGGGCCGAAGCUUUAGCAAAAAUGAGUCACCUUAAAUUGCUCAAACUGUUGCAGUUUAAUUUCUCAGGAAGUCUCAAUUUUCUUUCAAGUGAAUUGGGGUAUCUAUUUUGGGAUAAAUAUCCUUUCACUAGUUUGCCAUCAAGUUUUCAGCCGCAUAAACUUGUUCAACUGAUCCUAGGACACAGCAACAUUAGGAAGCUAUGGGAGGGCACAAAGUGUCUACCUAAUUUGAAACGUAUUGAUCUCUCUCAGUCGAAAAAUCUUAUUAUGAUGCCAAGUUUUAAGGAGAUUCCAAAUCUUGAGAGCCUAUGUCUUGAUGGAUGUGUAAAACUCGUGAAGCUUGAUCCGUCCAUUGGUACCUUAAGAAGGCUUUCCACAUUAAGUUUGAAAAAUUGUAUAAAUCUGGUCAGUAUUUCUGACGACAUUUUUGGUCUGAGUUCUCUCAAAAAUCUAAUUCUCUCAGGCUGUCCAAAUUUAUUUAAUAGUAAGGUGUUAGAAAUACAAAGGCAGACAGAACAAUUGGAGAUGCUUGAUAACAAGGAAAGUACUACCCAAUACCAACCAACAUUGUUCAUCAGCAAAUUUCUAGAGCCGCACUUCCGAUAUUUGAUUUUUCGAAAACCUGAAGAUUCAGGUUGUUUAUUGUUGCCUUCAUUGUUUCGUUUGUCAUGUUUGCAAUAUCUUGACCUGAGUUUCUGCAAUCUUCUUCAAAUCCCUAAUGAAAUUGGGUUGUUACAUUGCUUAGAAACCCUAUAUUUGGGGGGUAACAAUUUUGUGACAUUACCUCCUAGCAUCAAGGAACUUUCCAAACUUAGACAAUUAAACUUGGAGCACUGUAAGCAGCUGAAAUAUUUGCCGGAGCUCCCAUCAAAGAAUGUCUUGCCAGUAGGAAGAACAACAUAUUUUUGGAAAGCUGCUGAAUUUAAUAUAUUUGACUGCCCGAGUUUAAUGGAGAUGGAAUGCUGUUAUGGAAUGGCCUUUUCUUGGAUGAUACAACUCCUUCAGGUGCACAUGCAAUCCGAGAUCCCAAUAGAACGGAUCACAAUUGUUAUUCCCAAAACUGAAAUUCCAAAGUGGUUCAACAAACAAAAUGUAGGUAGUUCAAUAAGCAUGGAUCCAUCACCCAUUAUUCAUGACAAGAAUUUGAUAGGCGUCGCUUGCUGCUUAACAUUUGUAGCACAUGAUAAUCCAACUAAUUUAGGUGAUGGAGAGCCUUUUGUGGUCUUUGGUUUUCAUAGUAAACAGCAUGGCCAAGGGAUCUAUUCAAAUAUGCUCACUCAUCUUGGAAAAGAUCUGGUCACAGUUGAUUUAGAACACUUCUUGCUAUUUUUUUUAAGCAGGGAGAAUUUUAUUCAUUGGAUAAGUCGUAUAACACAUGAGUUGGAUGAUAUUAGUGGUAUUGAAUUGAGAGCUUUCGUGGAGCAGCCCCUUGGUUUGCACUUGGAAGUAAAAAAUUGUGGUUACCGUUGGAUAUCUAAGGAGGAUCUUGAACAAUUAAACCCACAAAUGAUGUACAGCGGAAAUUUGUCAGUUCAGCCAUAUCAUUGGGCUGAUUAA